This is a messenger RNA of Carica papaya (papaya), 1018 nucleotides long. The record is from RefSeq and is a predicted model, not a curated record. Lineage: Eukaryota; Viridiplantae; Streptophyta; Magnoliopsida; Brassicales; Caricaceae.
ACGAGGGCGGUUGGGGAAAUAAAUAACCUGUCCAAUUACAGAUGAGCAUCAUUUAUUCAUGGAAGCGUGGCAGUUGGGGUAUCGUUGAAUAUUUGAACCUCAUUCUAUACUUCCCUCUCUGUUGUCCUUUGCAAAUUGCAGCGCUGGAAAAUGGCGAAUAGUUAUGUAUAUUUAUAUAUAUCUAUACGUUCCAUCAUUAUAUAUAUAUAUAUAUAUAUUAUCAUACUACCCAUUUCACGUCUAAGCGAACUUCACUAGCUCUCUUGUCUGCUUACAAUUUUGAAGCUUAGCGAUGAGUGUUCUUCUUGCUCGUGUUUUGUCAACUUGUCUGUGUGUAGUCCUUCUCGUCCAUGGUUUAGUAGAUGCUGAUGAGAAUGCUGGCGGGGUCAAGGAUGAUAAGCGCGUGUUUCCUCGUCCAAUUUUCUUGAAGGGAGGAGGUCUUGGCCAUGGGAUUUAUAACAAAGGUUUUGGACAUGGAAUUGGACACGGGCUAGGUGGUGGGGGUGGAUUAGGCGGUGGUGCAGGUGGUGGGCUAGGCGGUGGUGCAGGUGGUGGGCUAGGCGGUGGUGCAGGUGGUGGGCUAGGCGGUGGUGCAGGCGGGGGCUUAGGGGGUGGAGCUGGUGGUGGAGGAGGACUUGGAGCUGGUGGUGGUGGAGGACUUGGAGGUGGUGCCGGGGGUGGUGCAGGGGGAGGUUUUGGUGCAGGUGGAGGUGGUGGUCUUGGCGGUGGAGCUGGUGGUGGAGGUGGUUUUGGUGGUGGUGGUGGUUUUGGCGGUGGUGGGGGUGCUGGGUUUGGUGGUGGUGCCGGAUUUGGAGCUGGCGGUGGUGGCCACUAAAUGCUAAUAAUGUUUUUAAGUAACUCCUACUAAAAAAAAAAAUUGUGUUUUAUCAUUAAUUCUUUGAAGCCGUUAAGAGUGGUGUCUGCGAAGAUGCAUGAGAAAAGUGUAAACCAGUAAUUAAUCUGUUUUUAUUCUCUUCUUGUUUCUUCUUUUGAUUGAAAACCGGUUAGGAUGACUUGA